Molecule: messenger RNA, 3513 nt
Organism: Linum trigynum
Lineage: Eukaryota; Viridiplantae; Streptophyta; Magnoliopsida; Malpighiales; Linaceae
Source: the annotation of a GenBank genome assembly
GAAACCCCAAAAUAAACAAAAUUUAUUUCAUCCACGGCCAAUUUCAAAACGAUUGAUAAAUCUAAACCAAAAUCUGUCAGAAAACCGUGGAAAACAAAAUAUUGUUUCAUCUAUGGCCAAAUCCAAAAAGAAACAAAAUUGACAUAAAUCAAUUUUGUAUUUUAUUUUGUUUCUUUUGGAUUUUGCCAAACAAUAUUCGGUUUGGCCCUGGAUGAAACAAUAUCUUGUUUCUUUUUGGGCCAUGUUGUAAAUGAAUAUGGACUUCGAUUGGGCCAUGGGAGAAAAGAAGACAAUUUUCAUUCUGCCCAUGGUCCAUCGAAAUUCAGAUUCAUUUAUACCAAAGGUCCAACAAAACUUUAUUUCUAUUACGAUUUUUAGGGUGUUUUUACGAUUUUUAAGGAUUUUCAUGUCAUCGGAGUUGCUACUCAUUGCUCUGAGGUAGUUCCGAAGAUUGCGGGACAAAAAUAGUAAUGUUGAAGUUGAGAGUGAAAGAAUAGGAGAAAGGUUUUUUCCCCCUUAUUUCAUUGAUAAAUGUGAUACUUGUUUGUUGAAGGAAAACCAAAGUAGACAAAAACAAAAAAAAACAAAAAAAAAAGUUAAAAUAAUAACUUUGAUAUUUAAACCCAUUUUUAAUAAUUGGGCAAAUACAAUAUAAUAUCCAUAACUAUUAUAGAUCGGGGAUUUAUAUCCUCAACUAUCAAUAUACAAAUUAAUAUCCAUAACUAUAGUUGCGGGUCAUGAUAUGGCUAACAGCCUGUUACCACCGUUAAAUUUGCAACGGAGACUGCCAUGUCGGCAUCCAUAUUGGCGUCCACAUCAACAAAUAAUUAAAUAUAUAAUUUUUACUUUUAAAUUAAAAAAAUUAAAGUUGAAAAACAAACUCAACCACUCUCCCCUCUUUUUCCCCCUAUCUUCCUCCACCGUCACCUUGCUUCCUCCGCCCUCCCUUGUCUCCCUCUUCUUCUUCUUCCCCUAUCUUCGUCCACUGUCCCCUGACUUCCUCCGCCCUCCCCUGUCUCCCUCUUUUUCUUCCCCUAUCUUCCUCCACCGUCACCUAGCUUCCUCCGCCCUACCCAGCUCCUGUCGUCUCUCAACUCCUCGUUAAUCGGGACUAGUCGUCCCUCCGCCGUGGCAGCACCACUCAUCGUCCACUGCAUCCACCGCUCCUACGACUUCGUCAACUGCCCCGCUGGCGUCGUCCGCAGCAGAUCCGACUGGCAUAGCUCAUGCGCCAUCCUCUCCGGCAAAGUCGCCACUCAGGAGCAGCCUAGAUCUGGAAGAGAAAAUGGACUCGAUUUCAUAGAUUCGGUCAACGGUCACAAGACUAUUGACCUGGAUUUGGUACCGACCUACGGUACUGCGACUGCCGUCGACUGUAGAAGGUGUUGACUAUCACCGACCUUGCUCCAGCUCCGAUGCACAGAGCGCAGCUCCGAGUCGCAUACCGGGGAGUCCCCGGUGCGUACUCCGAGGCAGUGGUGGCUUCUUGUCGAUGAUGAGCUCUCCAGACCUGGAUCGAAGAUUAGGGAUUUGGAUUGACGAUGGGGGGUUUGUUUCGUUACUUUCGAUGGGUGAAAGAAGAGGGAUUGGGGUUUUUGGUAGGGGGACUCAAGCAAUGGCAGUCUCGCCGCCACGCCUGCAGGACGGUGAGUGGAUCCUCGUCGGCGACUUCGUGUCUUUGCAGACGAAGGGGGAGAUGGACAGAUGAGAGAAGAAGGGGUUGAGGAUAAGAAUUGGGUGAAUGGAUGUGAGAGGAGGGGAGGGAUAUUAUAUUGUAUUUUCCCUAUUUGUUUUAUUUUUUACGUUUUAUGUUAUUAUUUACUUAAUCAAUUUCACAGGGAUGCCACGUUCUCAAUUCCACCUCAGUUUUUUUUGCCAGGUCAGCAUUGCAGAAAGACCUAGUAAUGGGGUAUUAACGGACAAUUAACGAUUGGAUAUUAAUCUACAAAACACUAUAAAGCAAUGUCAAUAUACAGCCUUUGCCACGUCAUCCUAUGCUGAAAUAGCCGCACAGUUCGGAGGGCUAUUAUUGUCUAUUCAAAAACUCUCUCUUUCCUGCAGUCUAUCUUUCCUGCGACCAUUUCUCUCCUCUCUUCCCAAUCUGAAUCGGAAAGCAACACUCCCACCGACCACCGUCAUUUUAACCACACUGAAACCCUAAAGUCCCUUCCGUCACCCAUUGUUACCCUCACUGUAAUUCUCCUAUCAUUAUUGUGUUGUUGUUUCCUCCGUCUUGCAAUUCGCCGGGAAAAGUCCCCACUGCCGAGCUCUUACAGUCUGUCUCUUGGCAGUCGGCGGAAUCUGUCUUUGCCGCCGUCUUCGUACUAUCUCAUCCUAGAAGAAAGUCCUCCGCGUUGAUCCCCUGGGAAAAUAUCCCCACUCCCCUCGAUCUCUCUUCGUUUGUCUCCCGGCACUAUUUUCUUUCUCGCCGUCCCUCUACGAACCCUCCCAGAAGAAAGGUCCUCCUCUUCGAUCCCCCGGGAAAAAUCCCCACUCUUCUCGCUCUCUCUGCGUCAGUCUCCUGAUGCAAUUUGUCUUUCUCGCCGUCCCUAUACUAACCCCUCCCAGAGGAAAAGUCCUCAGCCUCGCGCAUUACAAUCGAGUGGCCGAACAAAUUCUCCGCCGGGUACUUUGACCAUUCUGCUUUGUAAGCUAACUUCGGUAGUUAGUUUUUUAUGUUUGCUUUAUAGAGCAUGUGUGCGAUGUCCCCUCCACCUUUUCUUUUCGAAUGGGCAAGCUAUGCAGCUGCUAACUUAAUCAGUUUGAAUCGUUUCAGUCGGACUGUGACCUACGGGAUAAGGCGUAAUUUCUACAUUGGUUUUCGGCUGGGUGUGGAACGAUUGCAGCAAUGUCGCCGAAACAUUGGGGAGACACUUCUUCUGCCCCAAACACUGGUCCAACUAAUUAUAACUUUGCUGCAACGCCAUGUAAUAUUCUCAUUUUGUUCUUAGUAUGAUGUUUUUCUAAGAUUGAACGUGAUGCAUUGACAAGAAACAGAAACUUAUUUGUUUGGUUUGUUCCAUUGUGUUAAGGGAAAGGACAGGCAAUUUGUGUCUCCUUGAAGGUUCGACACUAGCUGAAGUAGAUGCUGAGAGCGCCUUUAGGGUGGUAAGUUAAAUUGAAUUUUGUCUCUAAUUAAUUUCAAAUUGCAGUUUUUCUUAGCUAUGUUGCAUCUUUUUUAUAGUCAGAAAAUUGAAGCUCAGCUCACUUGCGUUGAUUGCCAUAUUGCAACUUUAGCUAGGAGAGGAAGGAAGUUCCUUUGGUGGUACGAAGGAUGCAUUGAGUGCCUGUUAUUUCAGUCCCAAGUAUGUCACUCUUCGCCUUUUGCUUAUCUUUGGAUGUUAUGCAGUUUAGUAUCAUGAGUUUUAAUUGUUGUGAGCAGCAGAAGCAUGAUUGGGAGGGUUAGGACGGAAGGCCUGAUUUGAUUGGUGUAUGGAAUUGUAUAACGUAUCCAUUCAUGUGUAUAUGCUUUAACAUUUAGCUGCUUUAUGGUAAUAUAGGUUUGCAUAUUUU